AAUGAGUUAGUUUUAAAGAAUGAAUAGAAAACUUGAUGAAGGUUGGAAAUUAACUACUAUGGUAUGUGAAUGCAAAGCAACAUUAUUAAUAUUUCUUGAAAACAGAAAUUUAUAUUGUCCUAAAUGUGAUAUCAUUACUUAAGAUUAAGUGAUUUUAGAUUAAGACUCUUAAGACACAAAAAUUAAAACAAAUCAAAAUGGAUCAGAAUCAAAACCAGAGAUUAUUCAAAAAAAAAAUAGUAAAGAUUAUGAUUCAGAUGAUUUCUAUUUUGGUGAUUAGGUAGAAGAUUUUAAUUAGAGAUUUUUUUAAAAUAAAGCAGCUGCUGAUGAAGCAUCCAAAAAAAUAGGUUAAUUACUUUUAUAAGGAUGGACUAUGCUAGGUGAGUCUUGUAUAGUAUGUUUAUAACCAAUCAUGAAGAGUAAAUAAGGACUUAGAUUAUGUGUCUAAUGUAAUAAAGAAGAACGAACAGGUUAACCCAAAGUAUAAGAAGUAAAAUCUAAUAUAACACAAGAAAAGGAUACUGUUUAAAUGGCUGUCUAAUAACUCUAGUAACAAAAUAUUUAAAUUUAAUAAAAAAAAUAAAUUAGUGAACCUGCACAUUAACCAUAAUUAGAAUAGAAAAUAGAUAACAUUAAAUAUGAUAUAUCUAAUAUAACUAGAUCUAAAGAAGAUGCUCAAAUAUUAAUUACAUCUCAGUUGAA
This is a messenger RNA of Paramecium pentaurelia, 702 nucleotides long. The record is from the annotation of a GenBank genome assembly. Lineage: Eukaryota; Ciliophora; Oligohymenophorea; Peniculida; Parameciidae.